Molecule: messenger RNA, 1265 nt
Organism: Megalobrama amblycephala (Wuchang bream)
Lineage: Eukaryota; Metazoa; Chordata; Actinopteri; Cypriniformes; Xenocyprididae
Exons: 4
Coding region: 191-1087 (298 amino acids)
Source: RefSeq, a predicted model, not a curated record
GCGGGGGAGGGAGAAAGAUGCUAGAAGGGAAGUGGGAGGGGAAGAGGUAGAGAAGGGGGAAAAUAAUAAUUGGCCAAAUGGUUACUAUGUAGUCAUCAUGUGCCUUGGCGAUAUCUUCUGAUUGGACUGCUGCCAAGUUCAAGACCACUGACACUCACUCAUUUCAUCAUUCAGCAGCAACAACACACAGAUGAGAAUGGCAGCUGCAAGCUCUCCAUACAGCAGGCCCACUCCCACCAAGCUCAUGUGUGUGAACAAUCGCACAAACCACCGUGCGAAGACCUAUGAGGUCUCCAAAAACAAAACUGAGAUCGGGUCAUUUAAAACGACCACUAUAAGUGCUCUCACCAAUGGUGACAGAGCAUUUAUUGCGGCAGUUGAUGGAGGCACCCCACUUUUUGAGAAGGGGGAGGCCUAUAUUAUAAAAAAUCACACCUUGUCCUUAAAAUUCGGUCGGGAGUGUAUUUUUCUUGGCCCUGGGGCAAAGAAAUUUAAAACAGCACCUUUCACCGUGCCAGAGGCAGCGGAGAAGAAGGCGACGGAUCUCCUCAGUCCUCCAACAGCCCUCGUGACAGGGGAAGAGGACGACCUUUUCACAAGGGGAGGAUUCAUCUCCCUGAAAGGAGAAAUAGAAAAAUUGCAGGUAAUCAGGAUGACACGGGUGACCGAUGGGGAGGUCCCCAUCAGAGACCUGUCUCUGAGGUGUGGCCAGAAGUGCUUCGAGGUCUCCCUCUGGCGUGAUGAGGCCCUUCAUGAGAUGAGUUUGGGAGAUCAGGUUGAGAUUUCACAUCUCAAGGCAACACUCAAACCUGCUGCCAAAUUUAACUCCUCGAGCUAUACAACUGUGGAGAAGGCUGAACUUCAAACUGUCGAGGAGGUGGUCACCAUUGUAGGUGUCUCGGCAGAAGAUGGAGGUGCCAUGGUGCUUCUCUCCGACACCUAUGAUGAGUACAGUGUCCCAGAAGAAAUAUCAAUGGACAUUGGUGCUGAUGAGCUCCCCAUAAUGUUAAAAUUGUCUCACAAUAAAUAUAUUGUGCAACAUAUUGAACUGUUGGGGGAUGCCAUGGAGGGUGAAAUGUUUGAGUAAUUUAGAAUAAUCUUUUUUUGUUGUUGUUGUUGUUGUAGUUUUUGUUGUGUUUCUAUUUUUUUAAUAGUUUCAUUUUUUUUUUUUUAAAGUUUACUCAAGUUCAUGUUAAUUUUAAAUUUACAAUUUACAUAAAUGUUCAGUAUUUUACUUGUUUCAUUUUUUAUUAAAUUAGUCAAGU